CGCGAGCGAGCGGCUGACUGACUGUCGGAGACGGCAGUGCAGAACGGGCCUUUAUCCGUGCCUCGUCGUCGAGCUGUCCGUAUCAUGCGCCGCUGAAGUGAAUUGUCAAGUGAAAUCACAGCAAUGGCUGCCAACGAGCAACAGCGUAAGGAAUCGCGUGAAAGCAGGGAACCAGCCCAUCAUGCAAGACGGCCCAUGAAUGCGUUUCUGAUUUUUUGCAAGCGGCAUCGUGGCUCGGUGCGAUCUGGCUUUCCAAACUUGGAAAAUAGGGCAGUCACCAGGGUCCUGGGUGAAUGGUGGGCAACCCUUCAUCCUGAUCAGAAACGUUCCUACACAAAUCUCGCGCAGGAAUACAAGGAUGCAUUUCUGAACGCAAAUCCUGACUUCAAGUGGUACAAAUUGCCAGCACCCCCGCUACGUACUUUAAAUACUAGGCCUACCAACAAGAAGCAAGAGUCGAGUAGCGGUGUGCAGUCCACAGAUAGUGUCAAAUCUGAAUACGAGUCUUCCGAUUGUACAAAAUCAGACAGACGGGACGGACAAUCAAUUCAGCCAGGCAAAUUGGCAGACGAGUCGCAGAUUGGUGGGCUCAGUUCUCUCUUCACUCCUCAGAAGUCGGAGGCGAGCGAGGAACAGCCCGUCAAUGGUAUUGCAGAAAGUGAUUCCGUGCCACCGAAACCACCCAAAAAGAGGUAUACGGAGUCACCUUUCCAGAGUGAUCAGAAGAGGGACUGCAAGUCGGAUCUCUUUGGCGAAAAGAAAAGGAAGAGAGCCGAGUCCAAUAACAAUGAACAGCACGAAACGAUCAUAGAAGACGAGAAACACACGAUAAAUUCUUUCGUGACAACGCAUACGCAACCAGAAGAGAAUAAUUUCCGUAGUGAAAGGACAUGUAAAGGUUUACGUUAUCAGAAAUUCCUCGCUGAGCAGAAUAUCGGACCUUCGAACCAACAAAGCAAACGAAGGCGAGCAGUUGGGAGUCACGGACACGACGAACGUCCGAAUGAAAGAAGAAAUUCUAUCUCCUCGAAUGUUAGUGAAAAAACAGAUUCCUUAAGUAGCGAGGGAGGAAACAGUUCUCGUGGAGAUUUAGAGCAUCUUGUAGAGAGUGCUGAAGGCAAAAUGGAAGCUUCCAAACCUGAAGAUACAGAAACUGAAGGUGCCGAAGAUCAAGUGGAUUAUGGACCUUGGACAGCACGUAAAAGAUUUCGAGCAGAAGAUUUUAAUCUGGAAAAGAAAAUCGAGGCAUUGCCGUCUUUAAGUUUAGAGGAAUUUCAAGAAAAGAAGAAACAGCAACGUACGAAAAAAAAGAAAAUUUUGCAAAAAUUCAAUUCUUCGACUAACAAAAAACAAAAUUCGUCUUCUGGUAGUCAGGCUCAAAGAGUUAAUACGAUAAGUGAGAGUUACGAGGAGUCGGAGAAAGCCCAUCUUGUUGGAAGCCAGAAACGGAAAGCACGAAAGCAAAGUAUCACGCGGAACGCUGCGGCAAUAAAUUCCACCAAACAUUCUGAGGAUCAAGGACAAAAUAAACCUUGGUCUCCAGAUCUUGAAGCUCUAGCGUGUCUUGCAACGGUUGCCGCCAAUAGAACAAAACUUACCAAAAAUAACGCUUAAUUGUGUAAGAUCGCACCAUAAAAACCAAAACUUUAUUAAGUUUUCUCCGAUUUCCUAUCACCGGGAUUAUUAAAACAUACUUUUUCAAGUGCUGUUAUAAACGAUGCUGUUACAGUGUCAAUAACAUAAUGAUUAUUGUUAAUAUCUUUAUUGUUAAUCUUUACUAUUACAAAUAGGAAUAUUAUGCCUGCUAUUGACUAUAGAUUCCAUUAUUCAGUAUGAGGGACGUGUUUUAUUUUUAUCUGGAAUAACAGUUUUCAUCGAAAAGAUAGGAAGGUAAAGGACUUCUUUUUUACGGUUUAUAUUGUGAAAAGUCAUUUUCUAAUGGUUUGGAGUAGAUACGUUACUUUAUUUAUGUUUCUUGUAAUUGUACAUAAAAUAAUUAAGUUGUAGCAUAACUGGUUAGUUUAAUGCAAAUAGUAAUAAUUUUAUCAUGUGUUACUAAGUUCGAUAAUUAUGAUAGUAUGUUCUUAAUUAUCCAUACUUUCAUCUAUUCCUCGUUAAAAUUUUCAUUUCUAUGAACCCUAACAAUGCCAACGGUAAAUCUGACUAGAUAACGCGGAGCUGUGACGUCUAUGACUAUACGAAGAUGGAUUGAAUUAAAUAUGUAGAACGGUAUAUAAACGCAAGGAUUUGUACAUUCUAUUUUUUCAUGGGAGAUUUGUAUGUAUCUUAUUUUCUUAACUUGUUGCUUUUCUCUUAUACAAAGUCGCAUUGACACAAACGAAUUGGUAUGAUCGAGGCAAUUCCAUUAGGCGCAAUGUAUAACUCUCGGGAAGAAUUUAUUCUCAUUAUUUCCGAUAACGUAUAAGAGCGAAAAUAUAUUUUUACUUACCUUUUAUUUUAUUAUGUUCCAUCAGCAUUCGAUGUACAUAGGUAUAGGUGCAGUAUUAUAUACAGAUACGAGAUGUGGAAUAUCCUUUACGAUAUGACUUGAACAUCAAACAAAAAGAAGGGUAUAAUCAAAAUAUGGAUAUAUGUGCGACCACAAUUUAUAUGUUAUACAUGCAUACACGCUAAUAGACGCGCGCUUACAUGUGUAAGUUUAAAUGUUUAUAGAUUUUCAGAUGUAUACACGAGUGCAUGUUAGAUGACUCUGUCUCUGUGUACCGAAAUACGCGUAUAUUCGUGUAUGCAUGUAAUAGAGUGAUAAGACUACCUGCAUAUGUGAAUGUAUAUUUAUAAUAUUUAUAUCAACUGCAUAUAUAUAUAUAUAAUUUAUAUAUAUACAUGCGUAUUUAGCGUUAAGACCGGAGAAUGCGACUUUGUGCUCUGUUUGAGAAAGUAAGAGACUUGUCUGUGAUUUCGGCUAAAAAGGAGUUUUUAAUAUUUUAUAUUUUUCUAAUGAUUUUUUUCUCUCUUUUUUUCCCUUUUCUCAUAUUUUCACUUUCUCUCUGUAACGUGUAUAAAACUCUCUAUUUUUCUCUUUUUUCUAUACGUGUGUAUAUAAAACUAUAACUUUAAUAACGAUUUAACUUUAUGAGCUCUGUGAAAUGAUAGGAAGAAUGUAGCGUUACGCAACCUUACGUAACGUUGAUAGGUUUCUCCGUAGUUUGCAAAAAAUGUACUGAUUAUAUUUCAAAUGUGCCUUGACGAGAUAUGAAUAUAGUGAUUAAACAACCGACCAACAAUAUAUUUUCGAUUCGUUUCGCUCUUCUGACCGCAUUUUGGCUUUUACAUUUGUACCUAUCAGCAGUAUGAGACUGUCUUGCUGCAGGACUUUACAAUCGGGCUUAGUUGCCAAUGUAUAAAGAUCGGGCGAAUUUAACGAAAUCAGGGGAGAAUGUUUCGAAUUUUACUGCACAAAACAUCUAUGUACCUAGCUUUAAAAGAAUGUAUAAUUUACAUGAAUCUAUAUACGUGUACAUAUUAUAUACCACAUUUAUAUAUGAAUAAUAAAGA
Vollenhovia emeryi is the source of this 3516-nucleotide messenger RNA. It is a transcript of the gene bbx, whose product is annotated as transcriptional regulator ATRX homolog. Gene Ontology annotation, biological process: regulation of transcription by RNA polymerase II. Gene Ontology annotation, molecular function: DNA-binding transcription factor activity, RNA polymerase II-specific; RNA polymerase II transcription regulatory region sequence-specific DNA binding. Gene Ontology annotation, cellular component: nucleus. The transcript is spliced from 8 exons. The coding region runs from base 124 to 1614 and encodes 496 amino acids. The record is from RefSeq and is a predicted model, not a curated record. NCBI's taxonomy places the organism in Eukaryota, Metazoa, Arthropoda, Insecta, Hymenoptera, Formicidae.